AACGAUUUUCAAACCCAAUUUUUUUUUCUUUUUUCUCUUUUCCUUCAUGCUUCCUCUUCUCUUUUUCGCGUAACCUUUUUUUUUCUAUAUAAAUAUGAGUCAAAUAGAACCUUUCACAGCUAAUUUGAAAGCAGUGAAAUUAUUACUUGGCAUGAUAAAAACUAUACAAUUUAGACCGGUAGCGACUUGCGAUAUUCAAGAAGAAGGUUUGACUUUUACUGUAACUGAACACCAAAGUAUAAAAGCUGUUGUUUAUGCAAAACGUAUCAUGUUUGAACAAUAUCGACUUGGUACUAUUGAUCGGUCUUCAUUUGACUUGCACUUGGUGACUUUGGUCGACUGUCUAGGUGUUGUUUGUCCUUCUGGUAUGAUGGAAGGAUGCAAAAUGAAAUAUAAUGGAAUUGGAACACCAUUAGAGCUUACACGUGAAGAUAAUCAUACACACUUGACACAUACCUGCAAAAUCAAGACUAUGGAACCUGAACUGGAUACAAUAGAUUUAUCUGUGAAUGAUAGGGAAAUUGUACAAACGGUUAUUAUGAAGGCAUCAUUACUUCAAGACGCAUUAGGUGAUUUGGAUUCAAGUUGUGAACAAAUAACGAUCAAAUUCUUUUCUCAAGAUCUUCAUUUUCAGCUGUUUGGUACUGGAACAAAUGGAACAACUAGUAUGACCGAUUAUCAUGCAGAUAAUGCUGAACCUUUUAUAGCUUUUGAUUUUUCCUGCGAUGGAACAUACAAAUAUCUUUACUCUCAUAUUGCUCGAUGCACCAAAGCUUUAGAUCAAGCGUCUGAUGUUACUAUGAAAAUAUCAGUUGAAGGUUUUCUUAGCUUAUUGUUCAAGAUUGGAACCAGCGUGAAUGAUGAUGCUGCCUAUGUAGAAUUUACAUUUAUACCCUGUGUAGAAUAAUUAUAGAUCUUUUUUUUUUCUUAUUAUUAUUAUU
Halteromyces radiatus is the source of this 941-nucleotide messenger RNA. Its product is annotated as Rad1/Rec1/Rad17. The coding region runs from base 95 to 907 and encodes 270 amino acids. Gene Ontology annotation, biological process: DNA repair; DNA damage checkpoint signaling. The record is from RefSeq and is a predicted model, not a curated record. Lineage: Eukaryota; Fungi; Mucoromycota; Mucoromycetes; Mucorales; Cunninghamellaceae. Gene Ontology annotation, cellular component: checkpoint clamp complex. The transcript has 8 exons.